This is a messenger RNA of Nycticebus coucang (slow loris), 2856 nucleotides long. It is a transcript of the gene LRRD1, whose product is annotated as leucine rich repeats and death domain containing 1. Gene Ontology annotation, biological process: signal transduction. Gene Ontology annotation, molecular function: protein binding. Bases 208 to 2811 code for a protein of 867 amino acids. The transcript is spliced from 6 exons. Lineage: Eukaryota; Metazoa; Chordata; Mammalia; Primates; Lorisidae. The record is from RefSeq and is a predicted model, not a curated record.
GCCACCUCCAGUGUACGGGGCCAGUAUACUCCUUUGAGCCACAGGCACCGCCCUUCACAUAUGUUCUUGAAGUGAACAUGAAGAUUUGAAUUUCUUCUUGACUUGCAUGAGUUUGCCUUGUUUUCUGGGUCAAAUUCAAAGGAAAAAACAUGAAAAUUAAAAUCAGGUUACAAUCUUGAACUGGUAUAAAACACAUCAGCAUAUAAGAUGUCUGAAAAGGAGGAUACAUCAGAAGAGCUAGAGGAAAGCUCCAGUACACUGAGGAAAGGAUCUAGGUCACAGUCAGCAGAGGAGCCUAGAUUAACUGAACAAACAUCAGACUUGUUAAGUGAAGAUUCUGAUAACCAGGAAGAGAAGCUUUCCAACCAGAUUUAUGAAGCACAUCCUGAAGAGGCUAUAUUAGCGUCAACAACUUCCUCUGAAAGUACAUCUGAGAAAAAUGAAGAACCAAAGAAAAGUAUUACAUUUUCUGAAACAAACUCUAGAAAUGCCAGCUUACUGUCCCAAACAGAAGCUUCACAAAGUUUACCAUUACUUACUGAGAUAACUGCAGAAUAUCCAGGUUUCAGUAGCUUCCUAUCUUGUGAAACAGAAGGAAAAGUUACUGCACAAGUCUCUGAAGAAAAUCAGAAACAGCUUGGUGUAGAGUCAGAUAACUUUACAGUUAACCUUGUGGCCAAGGGUUUACAAGAAUUCCCCAAGGACAUUUUAAAAAUCAAAUAUACAAAGUAUCUCUAUUUAGAUAAGAAUCAAAUCAAAACUUUUGAUGGAGCAGACUCAAGUGACCUGCUAGGACUUGAAAUUCUAUCCCUGCAAGAAAAUGAGUUAUUAUCACUUCCAUCUGAAAUUCACUUACUCCAUAAUUUAAGGAUAUUAAAUGUCAGUCACAACCAAAUAUCACACAUACCUACAGAGAUAUCACAGCUUGGGAAUAUCAGGCAACUCUUUUUUGAUAACAAUUACAUUGAGAAUUUUCCUUCUGACUUAGCAAGUCUUAGAAAUUUGGAAAUUUUAAGUUUGGGUAAAAAUAAGUUAAAGCAUAUACCAGACACUCUGCCUAGUUUAAAAAACUUAAGGGUUCUCAAUCUAGAAUAUAAUCAAUUAACAAUAUUUCCUAAAGCUCUGUGUUUCCUUCCAAAGUUAAUGUCACUAGACCUUACUGGAAACCUGAUAAAGAGUUUGCCAAAAGAAAUUAAGGAACUUAAAAAUUUAGAAAAACUUUUACUGGAUCACAAUAAACUUACAUUUUUGGCUGUGCAGAUUUUUCGAUUACUCAAAAUAAAAGAACUCCAACUAGCUGACAAUAAGUUGGAAGCUAUUUCAAACAAAAUUGAGAAUUUCAGGGAACUUAGGAUUCUUAUGCUUGAUAAAAAUCUAUUGAAAAAUAUACCAGAAAAAAUUUCUUAUUGUAUAAUGUUAGAAUGUCUCAGUCUUAGUGAUAAUAAGUUAACAGAACUUCCUAAAAAUAUCCAUAAGCUUAAAAAUUUAAAAAAACUCCACGUAAACAGAAAUCAUAUGGUAAGAAUAACUGAAGAUAUCUUACAUCUUCAUAACAUAUGCAGUCUAGAAUUUUCAGGAAAUAUAAUCACAGAUGUUCCCAUUGAAAUAAAAAACUGCCAAAAAAUAACUAAAAUUGAAUUGAAUUAUAAUAAAAUAAUGUAUUUUCCAGUGGGACUGUGUGCUUUAGAUUCUCUUUAUUAUUUGAGCUUUAAUGGAAAUUAUAUUUCAGAAAUACCCGCAGAUAUAUCUUUCAAUAAACAACUGCUUCAUUUAGAGUUUAAUGAAAACAAAUUCCUCAUAUUUUCUGAGUACUUUUGUUCUCUUAUUAAUCUUAAAUACUUGGAUCUUGGUAAAAACCAAAUAAGCAAAAUUCCACCAUCUAUUUCCAAUAUGAUAUCACUUCAUGUACUUAUUUUAUGUUAUAAUGAAUUUGAAAUUUUCCCUAGAGAACUGUGUACUUUAGAAAAUUUGCGAGUACUUGAUCUUUCGGAAAACCAAUUACAAAAUAUCCCUUCAGAAAUCUGUAAUUUAAAAGGAAUUCAAAAAUUAAACUUCGCAAGCAAUCAAUUUAUAUGUUUUCCUAUUCAACUAUGCCAGCUUCAAUCACUGGAAGAGCUAAAUAUAAGUCAGAUAAAUGGAAGAAAGUUAACAAGUCUUCCAGAAGAGCUGUCUAAUAUGACUCAACUUAAAGAACUUGAUGUCUCAAAUAAUGAAAUCAGAGAGAUUCCAAGAAAUAUAGGAGAACUGAGAAAUUUGGUUAGUUUAUAUGCACACAAUAAUCAAAUAAGUUAUCUUCCACCAUCUUUUCUAUCUUUAAAUGAUCUCCGGCAACUAAACUUGAGUGGAAAUAAUCUGACAGCUCUGCCUAGUGGUAUCCACAAGCUUUCUUCACUGAAGGAGAUAAAUUUUGAUGACAACCCUUUGCUGAGACCGCCAAUGGAAAUCUGUAAAGGAAAACAGUUGUAUACUAUUACAUGCUAUCUACAGAGGGCAGAUGAAAGAGAUGAAAAAAUCUUAGAGAAGAUAUUCAAGAUUGUUGCCAACAACAUCACUGAAAUAAAUUUUGAAUUUUUGUGUCAAAAACUAAACCUGAAAUACUCAGAAUAUGAUAUAUCUACCAAGAGCACUGCUUCAUUGAGUGAGACAGCCUACCAAACUCUUGUUAUGUGGAAAAAAGAAAGUGACGACUCACCACUAACUGCUGCUGCUUUACAUGACCAACUAAUUCGGGCGCUGACCAUGAUAGGAGCAUAUGACAUCAUUGACAAAAUAACAGCUUUGAGUCUUUUUACACGUACAAUGAAAUUCUAACCAGUGGAUCACUAAUAAAAACUGAAAACUUACGAUGAAUUUAUA